CCGACCAUGAAAAUAGUCUCAGGUCAACAUAAAAUAUACAUAUUGCGUCCAUCCGGUCAAUUGGGUUGCAUUGUGGCGUCAGGUCAAGCUGGGUAACAAAAUGGCGCCCUCUCCCGUGACUUGUCCACGCGUCGUUUUGUUCGCCUGAGGUGCGCAGGACACGUCACGUCACGUCACGUCCUGGCUUUAGUGACACGACCGAAUCGCACCGAAAGCAAAGGCACCCAAAUUAGCGAGUCGCAGGAGCGUCGGCAGCUGAUGUUGAAAGCGCCGUCGGAGUUUUAACUUCUACUUUUUUCCCUUUUCCGAAGGUAUCAGCUAUCAACUCGUUGCAUCAUGAACGUGUUUGAGCGCAACAUCAAUUUGGACGCCGUCUUCAAGUUCUCCCAAAUAUCUCAUUCCACCCAGCUGCACUUGAAGAAUGUCUACUCCAGUUUGGCAGCGUGCAUGUUUGUGGCCGCAGCCGGCGCCUACACGCGUGUCGUCUUGCGCCUCUUCCAGGGCGGCGUGCUGUUUGCGCUGGCGUCACUGGGCCUGAUGGCGUGGCUCGCCACGAUGCCGCACAACGCCGAGACGGAGAGGAAGAGGCUGGCCAUCCUGGCGGCAUUCGCCUUCCUCAACGGCGUCGGCCUUGGCCCCACGCUGGACUUUGUCAUCGCUGUCAACCCCAGCAUCAUCGUCACAGCCUUCAUGGGAACCUCGCUUAUUUUCAUUUGCUUCACUCUCAGCGCCCUCUACGCCAAACGCAGGAGCUACCUGUUCCUCGGAGGCACGCUGAUGUCGGGCCUGUCCAUCCUCUUCCUGACGUCCCUCCUGAACGCGUUCUUCGGAUCCGUGGUGCUCUUCAAGGCUCACGUGUACCUGGGUCUUCUGCUGAUGUGCGGCUUCGUCCUGUUCGACACUCAGCUCAUCAUCGAGAAGGCGGAGAACGGAGACAAGGACUAUGUGUGGCACUGCGUGGACUUGUUCCUGGACUUCAUCACCAUCUUCAGGAAGUUGAUGGUCAUCCUGGCCCUCAACGACAAGGACAAGAAGAAGGAGAAGAAGUAGACGAGUUGCGUGGCUGAAAACGAGUCGACCUGUCCGACGAGACUCGAUUUGCGGCGCGCUCGUUACUUCUGACUUUUUCUUAAACGAGCUCCUGCGGUCUUACGAUCUGAUUGAAAAUGAUUUGAUCUUUCUUUCCUGUCAAACUUCCGAGGGUCGAUAGUUUGUCCGUCCGUGUAAACUAAUGCUAGUCCCGGGAGCGAGAGGAGGCUAACCCUGCAGUGAAUGUUUGGCCUGUAGAGGGCAGCGUUGCGCUGUGACAUGCCCGCCUCAGUCGAGGCUUUGCUGCAGUUCUUUCGCGUCCCAAUGAUGGGCUCCCUUUUAGCGAGUUACGUGACCACAUGCAUUGAUUUGCUUCAUUUCUGAGUUUCUUCUUUUGUUUAGCUGAGUGCGAUUCGGACGCUGGCACCCCUUCCCAAAUGUCCUCGGAAGUCCUGCGUUGACUUUUCCAGAUCCCAUUUGAGGGCCUUUGCCCAAGUUUUUUGACUGCGCUUUUUCUUGCUUCUUGUAAAUUACACCAGUGUCUGAUAGUUUGCCAAAUGAAGUGAAGUUAACCUUACAUUUUCAAGCGUAUACUGUGAAAAAAAUAUUUUGUGGAUGUAAAAGGUAAAGUAAUAAUUUGAUACAUUUGCUCAAAUAAAUGUUGAAUGCACGCUU
Molecule: messenger RNA, 1704 nt
Organism: Phycodurus eques (leafy seadragon)
Lineage: Eukaryota; Metazoa; Chordata; Actinopteri; Syngnathiformes; Syngnathidae
Gene: tmbim6
Product: testis enhanced gene transcript (BAX inhibitor 1)
Exons: 11
Coding region: 337-1050 (237 amino acids)
Biological process (GO): negative regulation of endoribonuclease activity; cellular response to unfolded protein; negative regulation of apoptotic signaling pathway
Cellular component (GO): mitochondrial membrane
Molecular function (GO): enzyme binding
Source: RefSeq, a predicted model, not a curated record